This is a messenger RNA of Acyrthosiphon pisum (pea aphid), 1147 nucleotides long. RefSeq lists its product as uncharacterized. The coding region runs from base 578 to 1147 and encodes 189 amino acids. The transcript has 5 exons. The record is from RefSeq and is a predicted model, not a curated record. Lineage: Eukaryota; Metazoa; Arthropoda; Insecta; Hemiptera; Aphididae.
CAAAUUUAAUUCCAUCCAUUAAACAGUAACCCACUUGUACCUUACUGUACAACAGAGCGACAUCAAUUUACCCACUUUUUUUUUUAAAAAAUUAAUGAACCUUUAGAGUCGAUGUUGUGGACCGAGAUCUUGAAGAAUCUUCACUGCAAGUUCGAUUCAACAAUGUUGAUCAAAAUUCAAGGUAAUAACAUUAUUUUUAAAAUAGCAGCUAUGUCCUAUAUAUACGUCGGUGUGUUUUUAAUAUAACAUUAUAGACACAGUUAACUUUAACUAUAAUCAUAUAUAGGUAUAUUAUUCAUAAUUUUGCCAUUAUAUUACUCUAUCCUUUAUAUAGUAGACUAUUAAUUUAACUUUCUACUAAUAGUUGAAAUACAAACACUUCAAACGUAAUAAAAACCUCAAACAUUUUAAAAUAAAUAUAAUACACCUAUACUCCUAAAAUUUCAAUUUGUUAGUUUUUGAUAGCUUUGAUUUAGUGAGCUAUUCAAAAUCGUAUUUAUAGUAAUCAACCAUAAAUAAAAUAUGAUAUGUUAUAUAUAUAUAACUAUACGUGAAUCUAUUUUUAUUAAAUUUAUAUAUGAAUAGUAAUGUCGAAGAGCUAACGGCAAGUAAUUUAGUUGACACACCAUUGACACCAGAGCAGUCAUUGUCUCAAUUUGAGAGUACACCUUGCCUAGAUGAAACGUUCUGGCCUUUAUCAGAUGACACACACACUCCAUCACAUACACAUACGUUAUGUACAGAAACCAAUGAUAAUAAUUCCAAUCUUGACUUGAAAGGUCCUCUAGUUGGUCGGCGUAUUGUAGAUAUUGCAUUUCUCAUCAAACAAAUACAAAUAAGGCAUAAAGGACCAUUUGGAUGCUCAUUUACUGACAUGGAAUUUCAAUCAGAAGUGAUACAUGGCUUUUAUUCGAUAUUUGUUUUUAAAUGUAAAGUAUGUUGUAUUGAAUCUAAAUUAUACUCGGAAAAUAUUCAACAAAAUCAGUACAUGUUAGUUAAUAAAGCUGUAGUAAAUGCUUGUCAGUCCAUAGACCACAAAGCACUUACGUUCCGUCAAUCUCGUCAAUGUGGCGGUGGCUACGUCGUUGACUAUGGAUACGGCGGCGGUAAACCGUCUCCAGCGGCAACGAGUUCUAGCCUUCGCUAA